This is a messenger RNA of Benincasa hispida (wax gourd), 1753 nucleotides long. RefSeq names its product Cysteine proteinases superfamily protein. Gene Ontology annotation, biological process: protein deubiquitination. NCBI's taxonomy places the organism in Eukaryota, Viridiplantae, Streptophyta, Magnoliopsida, Cucurbitales, Cucurbitaceae. Gene Ontology annotation, molecular function: cysteine-type deubiquitinase activity. The record is from RefSeq and is a predicted model, not a curated record.
GUGGCGAGUAAAUCAAAAAGAACGCGUGGCUGUUUUACCGGUUCAGCCGGUCUUCAGUAGAAGACGCUGGCGAGCGGCGGUUUCUAAUUUCCAAAACAGCGGCUCUGAUGAAGGCUUGGUUCCCAUUUUCAAGAAAAGACGCUCAAACAGAAUUCCCAAAAUUUCCCAAACUCAAUCUCAUUCUCAAUUCACUUCGCUCUUCUUUGAUUCUAUUUUGCCGUUGUGAUUCUGUUGUUUAACUUGUUCGACACUGAAUCAUCAUCAAGGUCCCUACUGUGUCUUUGUUUGUAUGUACAGAAACCUUUAUCUUUUUGUUUCUUCUUAUCGAUUUCAUUGAUUGAUCUUUCCUUUUCCGCAAGCCAUUCCUUGGACACUCAGCAAUAUCUAUCCAUUUGGGGUAUUCGGAAGGUCAAUCAGAUGUAGGAGUGCCCGAAGCUUAUCUUGUGUUAUUACAGGGUUAUGGCAACGUAUGAUAUUGAUCCUGAUGUUAUGAGAUGGGGACUUCAUCUUUUGGAUGUUUGCACCUUUACAAAUGACAGUUCUCGUAGUACUGUUACUGAAUAUAGAUUUGACCCAAGUUAUAGUCAAGUGGAAUAUGUCAGUGAAGGUUACUGUGAGCCGUAUAAUGUGAAUUUGGAGAACGAUGAGGCUUUAGCACAUGCUUUUCAAGAAGAGAUAUCGAGAAUUGAUUCUAUAGAAGCUUCUGGGGUAUCUGAUUCUAGGGAUGACCAACUGCAAGCAUCUGUUCUUGCACAGGAUUGGCUUGGUCCUUCAUCUAGGCACUACCCUUAUGGGCUUGACGGUGAUCAGAAAACAAAUUGUGUUAACGAUAUAAAAGUCGAGGAGCCAGGUGACCUGAGAGGUCACGAGGUGGACAAAAUGGGAAAUUCCUCUUCAUAUCAUAACUCAGUAGAUAAUCCUUUUGCAGAUGAAUACUCUUCAUAUUCGUUGGAAAUAAUGGAUGAGUCUUCACUCGAUGGUGAAGUGGGCAAAAGACUGAAUCAAAUUGUUCCUGUCCCUCAUGUUCCUAAGACCAUUGAGAAGAUACCUUCAGCUGAUGAAGAGAUGUCAGAUCAUCAACGGCUCCUUGAAAGAUUGCAGUUGUAUGAGCUGGUCGAGAAUACGGUUCAAGGAGACGGCAACUGUCAGUUUCGUGCUUUAUCAGAUCAACUUUACCGAUCUCCUGAGCAUCAUGAUUUUGUGAGAGAACAAGUUUUAGCACAGCUAAAGUUUUGUCGAGAAAUAUAUGAGGGUUAUGUUCCAAUGACUUAUGACGAGUACCUGAAAAAGAUGAGCAAGAAAGGAGAAUGGGGUGAUCAUGUUACACUACAAGCUGCUGCAGACUGGUUUGGAGUAAAGAUAUUCGUGAUAACAUCAUUCAAGGAUACAUGUUCAAUUGAAAUACUUCCACAAGUUCAAAAGUCCAAUCGGAUUAUUUUCUUAAGCUUUUGGGCUGAAGUGCACUAUAAUUCCAUUUAUCCCGAAGGAGAAAUCCCAACAUGCAGUACAAAGAAGAAGAAGAAAUGGUGGAACUUUGGGGUUUAGACAAAGUUAGUGGGAAGCUUCAUUUUCUCUACCAACCUUUUACUGAUUGCGUAGGUUCAGAAUUUCUGAAAGCUGAUUGCUGAUGCCUCACUUUUUGAUUUCUUCUGUAAAUAUUUGCAUAUUAAUUAUUGGUUAUUAUUAUUAUUAUUAUUAUUAUUAUUAUUACUUCUACCACUAUUAUAGAGCAUAUUCUUUGAUUGUAGUUGCC